CGCUUCGCGUUCAGUUAUGAUAAAACAUCAGAAGUAACAGAGACUCCACUCUUGAAGCCUGUCCUUGGAGAAAUAUGGCUAACAAUGCAUCUCUUGAGCAGGACCCAAAUCACUGCUCGGCCAUCAACAACAGCAUCCCCCUGAUACAGGGCAAGCUCCCGACUCUAACCGUAUCUGGAAAGAUCCGAGUGACCGUGACUUUCUUCCUUUUCCUACUCUCUACUGCCUUCAAUGCUUCCUUCUUGUUGAAGCUGCAGAAGUGGACUCAGAAGAGGAAGAAAGGGAAAAAGCUCUCAAGGAUGAAGGUGCUUUUAAAGCAUUUGACCUUAGCGAACCUGCUGGAGACUCUGAUCGUCAUGCCACUGGAUGGGAUGUGGAAUAUUACUGUUCAGUGGUAUGCUGGGGAGUUCCUUUGCAAAGUUCUCAGCUAUCUGAAGCUCUUCUCUAUGUAUGCCCCAGCUUUCAUGAUGGUGGUGAUUAGCCUGGACCGCUCCCUGGCCAUCACUCAGCCCCUUGCUGUACAAAGCAACAGCAAGCUUGAACAAUCUAUGAUCAGCCUGGCCUGGAUUCUCAGCAUUGUCUUUGCAGGACCACAGUUAUAUAUCUUCAGGAUGAUCUACCUAGCAGACGGCUCUGGACCCGCAGUCUUCUCACAAUGUGUGACCCACUGCAGCUUUCCACAGUGGUGGCAUCAGGCCUUCUACAACUUUUUCACCUUCGGCUGCCUCUUCAUCAUCCCCCUCCUUAUCAUGCUAAUCUGCAAUGCCAAAAUCAUCUUCGCUCUCACGCGAGUCCUUCAUCAAGACCCACGCAAACUACAGCUGAAUCAGUCCAAGAGUAAUAUCCCAAGAGCUCGGCUGAGAACUCUAAAGAUGACAGUCGCAUUCGCCACCUCCUUUGUCGUCUGCUGGACUCCCUACUAUGUUCUAGGAAUUUGGUACUGGUUUGAUCCAGAAAUGUUGAACAGGGUGUCAGAGCCAGUGAAUCACUUUUUCUUUCUCUUUGCUUUUCUAAACCCGUGCUUCGACCCACUUAUAUAUGGAUAUUUCUCUUUGUAGUUGGGAGACUACACAAGAACUCAGAUAGAAAUAAGGUAACUAAUUUCACCAGCUGAGAAUAAACUCAAAGCUUUCGACACACUUAUAUGCAAGGCAGGGUUUAAGCUUAGAUUAUCAACCUUGUUCUUGUACAGAGUUUGUUGUUAGAGCUUCAGAAGACCUUCAAAAA
Molecule: messenger RNA, 1227 nt
Organism: Mus caroli (Ryukyu mouse)
Lineage: Eukaryota; Metazoa; Chordata; Mammalia; Rodentia; Muridae
Gene: Gnrhr
Product: gonadotropin releasing hormone receptor
Biological process (GO): G protein-coupled receptor signaling pathway; cellular response to hormone stimulus
Cellular component (GO): plasma membrane
Molecular function (GO): protein-hormone receptor activity; G protein-coupled receptor activity; peptide binding
Source: RefSeq, a predicted model, not a curated record